Molecule: messenger RNA, 968 nt
Organism: Liolophura sinensis
Lineage: Eukaryota; Metazoa; Mollusca; Polyplacophora; Chitonida; Chitonidae
Product: 15-hydroxyprostaglandin dehydrogenase [NAD(+)]-like
Cellular component (GO): cytoplasm
Molecular function (GO): oxidoreductase activity, acting on the CH-OH group of donors, NAD or NADP as acceptor
Source: RefSeq, a predicted model, not a curated record
CAGGGAGAACUGUAGAGUACAGAAUGCAGUUGACAGGCAAAGUGGCUCUGGUGACUGGUGGAGCUCAGGGGAUUGGGAAGGGGUUGUGUGAAGCUCUACUGAAGAAGGGAGCCAAGGUUUGCGUCACAGAUCUUAACCCUGAGCAGGGGGAGACAACUGUGAAAGAGUUCACAAGUCAGCAUGGUGAUGGUAAAGCAAUCUUCAUACAGUGUGAUGUGACAUCUCAGGAACAAAUGGACAGUGCCUUUUCAAAAUGCAAGGAAACAUUGAAAGGUGUCAUUCGUGGUACAUUACUAGGAAUACAGUACUUACGCAAAGAAGGAGGGAAAGGUGGUGUAGUCAUCAACAUGUCCUCAUCAGCAGGUUUAACACCUGUUCCUUUUGCUCCUGUGUACUGUGCUACCAAACAUGCUGUUCUCGGCUUCACAAAAAGUUGGGCUCUACAUCCUGACCAGGAAGCCAUGGGUGUUCGCUUCUUGACAGUGUGCCCUUCCUUUGUGGAGACACCCCUGAUACACUGUAUGGACCAUGGAGAGAUGUACCACCCAGACAAGGCUAGGCAGUUCAUACAAAAAACAGGCAUCAUGAGUGUUGAUUUUGUGGCCGACUCAAUGAUAAAACUGCUGGAGGAUGACACCAACAAUGGAGCUGUGAUGAAGUUAACCAAAGCCAGUGGAGUAGAGUUCAAGUAGAGUUUCUCACACCACUCAAAUUUUUAUUUUUCAGUCCCCUUUUUGUUUUUACUUCAAAACCAAAAAAAUAAAAAAAUAAAAAAAAAAUUAAAUAUUAAAGAGUAUUGAGAAAUGUUUUUUCCGAUGCAAGCAUAUGACAAGGGAACAUAAACCUGCACAAUUACCAACUUUGUCCAUCUGACCUAUCCAUUCUCAUCAUUACAAGUGCUAAACAUCUUGAAGCUGGAAAAAUAAUAAUACAUAAAUAUGCAUGUACUGUUAAUGACCUAACAUUUU